Messenger RNA from Acanthochromis polyacanthus (spiny chromis), 4114 nucleotides. RefSeq names its product ankyrin repeat domain 13A (gene ankrd13a). Gene Ontology annotation, cellular component: cytoplasm. The transcript is spliced from 14 exons. The record is from RefSeq and is a predicted model, not a curated record. The coding region runs from base 480 to 2399 and encodes 639 amino acids. Lineage: Eukaryota; Metazoa; Chordata; Actinopteri; Pomacentridae. Gene Ontology annotation, molecular function: protein binding.
GUCGAGCGUUCUGCUACCCCCAUGCGGACAUGUAGAAUGGCUGCGUCCAAACUGGAACUGACUAUUCUCUCCUCUAAACGCAAUGGUUUUAUCUAAAAACAUGUCUUUUUCGUGUAUUUGUUACGGUUAUCGUUGUAGUUAUGCAUAAAUUAAGCAACGUUUUAAAGUCGGUUGGCAAGUAAUUCUAAUUAGACGUUAAUAAUUAGAUUGUGAGUGUGAUUCUAUGUAGGACACCCCUGUCGUUGCUGGUUACUCCUCCUGGCACUUCCUUGUUCAAAAGUUUUAUUUAGGGAAGGCUUGGGGAAAAGUUGGUCAGCGGAUUGGAUAUUAUUUCGAUGCUGCUGUCACAUAUUAAGGACAUGGGUCGUAUUUGUCGUACAUGUUAGCAGAACUGGCGUGCAGCUAUCGCAGCUUUUCCCAUGGCUAUAAUAAUUAUUAGAGGCUGGCUAACUUUGCACUGAGAGGUUCCAGAGAGGAAGAUGUCCAUGGCUACCGUUAGCGAAGACAUCAGACAGAAGUUCCCCUUGCAUUCCGCAGUGUGGGAGAAUGAUUACAGGAAACUGGAAGAGCAGAUAACGUUACCACAGAAUGACAUUGAGGCUGUGGAUCCCAGAGGCCGGACACCCGUGCACCUGGCUGUGUCUCUCGGCCACCUAGAGUCAGUGAGAGUCCUCCUGAGACAUGGUGCUGAAGUGACAAAAGAAAAUGCCAAGAAUUGGACAGUGCUGCAGGAGGCCGUUAGCACUGGAGACCCAGAGAUGGUCCAGUUAGUACUUCAACGCAGAGACUACCUCAAAGCCUCCACUGCUCUGGGAGGAGUGCCUGAGCUGCUGUCAAAAAUCCGCGAGGUUUUACUUUAUAUACCUCCCAGUUGUCUUGUCAUCAUCCGUACAUGUGCCUGGAAUCCCUGGCACUUCACAGCCAAAGUAAGUAAUUACUAUAUUCUUUUUUUUCAUCUCCAGUCUCCAGACUUCUACAUGGAAAUGAAGUGGGAAUUCACCAGUUGGAUCCCUCUUCUGUCCCGAGUUUGUCCAAGCGAUGUUUGUCGCAUUUGGAAAAGUGGCGCUUGCCUGCGAGUGGAUGCCACUCUUCUAGGCUUUGAAAACAUGACCUGGAUCAGAGGGCGUAGAAGCUACAUCUUCAGAGGAGAUGAUUCAUGUGCAGAGUUGAUGGAGGUGAACCAUGAUGAUGAAGUCGUGGACACUGAACGCUUCAAUAUAUCCCAAGAAAUGGAGGACGUCACAUUAGAGUCAAUGCAGCCCGCUGAGCAGGAAGUUGCCAAAAGGUUGACUACUCCUAUUGUCAACACCUACUUGGACACAAAGGAUAUUGCUUUUGAGAGGAACAAGUCUGGGAUUUGGGGCUGGAGAAGUGACAAAACAGAAAUGGUCAAUGGAUUUGAAGCAAAGGUUUUCAGUGUGAACAAUGUAAAUGUGGUAAUCAGGACUAGGACGGAGCAUCUCACAGACGAGGAGAAAGCCAGGAUUAAAAGUGAAAGGAACAUCCUGGAGUCUCUGCUAGGAACUGUGGAGCAGCACAUAAGUGCACAGGGGGACCUUACUCUUGAGUAUGCAACUGCCAAUAAUCCCACUGCAAUCACUCCAGAGGAGUAUUUUGAUCCUGACUUUGAUCUUGGGAACAGAGACAUCGGCCGUCCCAUCGAGCUGAGCAUUCGAACACAGAAGUUCAAAGGUACGUUGUGGAUGAGCGAGGAACAUCCCCUGUCGCUGGUGGAGCAGGUAACCCCCAUUAUUGACCUCAUGGCUCGAACCAGCUCCCAUUUUGCACGGCUGCGAGACUUUGUUACCUUGAAGUUUCCUCCUGGAUUUCCUGUUAAAAUAGAAAUUCCCCUGUUUCAUGUGCUGAAUGCCAGGAUUACAUUUGGCAACGUGAAUAAAUGCAGCACCGAAGAGGAAGCGCCCACAACGGCAGCAGCCACACCGACAUCCUCAGGAGACGAUGAAGAAGCAGCGGCACUGCCUCUGUUUCAGGUGUGUCCCGCAGUGUUUGAGGUGCCUGUGAGUUACCACCGCCGAGGGGGCAGCCGUCACACGCCCAUGUCCAAUAACGACGAGGAGCUCUUGCAGUACGCCAUCCAUCAGAGUCUCCUGGAGUCUCGCAGAGGCACAAGUCAGGAGGGGAGCUGGGAUGAUGUGGAUGCAGACUUCACUGAUGUUUUGCCAAGUAGCCAGAGUGACAGGAGUAUCCCAGAGGGGGUGCUAGUGGAAUACAGAGACACCUCCAGCCCUGCCAGCUCCCCCUCUGCCUCUAGCCCCGACUCAGAGCUCCGCCUGGCCAUGGAGCUCUCUGCACGAGUUCAAGAGGAGGAGGAGAGGAUGAGGAAGCAAGAGGAAGAGGAGCUGGAGAGGAUAUUGCAGUUGUCGCUCACCGAGAAGUAAAGGGAACAAGAGGGAAUACUUAUUAAUACAACUUUUCCAGAUCCAGAAGCAACCACCACACCUCAAAUUACCUUCCCCAAACCACUCUAGUCAUCUAUGCAACCGCAGAUUUCUUUCUGUAGCAGAUCAUUCUUGCACAGGCAAUAUCAAACUCUCCGUAUCCAAUAUUUUCCAAAUGGUAUUUUUGGUAAGAGCAUACUCUUUUGUAUAUUUCUAUCUUGGCAUAGUGUGUCUCCAUCUUCAAGCUUGAUUCAUUGACUAAGAUCAUUUUGGUGGGAUUCUACUUUUUAUUUAUUUAGUUUCUUUUCCUAUUCAGAAUCGCAGCAGCAACCUACAAGGAUUGAUAGUAUUGUUGUCUAGAAUGGGACUGAAUCAGUUUAAUUAAGGUUCUGUAAAUAAGUUUGACUACUGAAGGUGACUUUAUAUAGUAGGCACUCAAAUGCAGCACAUGCAGUCCAAAAAACUGUUGUUUUUUAUUUUCUCAGUACUUGUUGCUUCUGAUUUUUUGUAAGCUAGAAUGAAAACAGCCUAGCACAACAGAGAGCAACUGGCACUGUGAAGCUAGAAGUUCAGGUUUGAGUGUUUUCACAGUGAAGUCAUCUUCCAGAGUCACUUUGGUGAGAAUCAUGGGUUCACUGAAUGACAGAAAUCUCAGGGUUCCAACUUUACAGAUUCACCGUUUGCUUUGGAAAUAAUUUGUUAAUCAACUGUAAAACUUUCUGAAAUUGUCACCUGGUAAAUGUUUUGGUACGAAAUGGUACCACUCAUACAUAUCACCCUAUAGUGUACCAAUAAUAAUUUAAUUGGGUUCAUUAAGUGUUCAUAUGUAAAGGCAUUUUCCCGUACUUUGUGAAUGUACAUUCUACAGAUGGGUAAACAGAAGCAUGUUGCUGUGAGAGAAACUUCAAAUUAGCCGCAUGGUAAUGUAGCUUUGCUGCAGUAAGGAUGAGGUUUUAAGUUCCCUGACCUGAUUUUUAACGUCUCCUCUGAUUUUGUGGUGACAAAGGACUUAUUUUUGUAAACUGUCAGUGAGCAACUUCACCUCAGUUCAAACAUGCAAUAGCAGAGACCAGUGUGUCUGUGGAUUUCCACCUGUCAUGCAGCUUAGAAGCAGCUACACAACUAGUGUUGCAGAGAUUAUUCCAGUUCGUAAGGACAGUCUGCCUUUUGUAGCCACGGACAACUUAAGACCUCUGAGCAGAAGAAAAGACAGCACAGACUUUAAGAUCAAGCAUGCCCACCGUAUAUAGGUUUAGUUUCUUCAGCAUGUGCCAAGGAUUGCUUUGCUCUGAUAACACUUGGUGGGGUGGAGGCGCAGUGACAGUGUUCUGUAGUGCCACUCUGACUAAACUUUCCGAACAGAUUUUUAAAAAUUUUGUAAUAAAAAAAAACAAGCUGAAGAGCUUUCAGCUGUACCAGGGUGAUGCUGAGUAACAUGCAUUAACCACUAUAGUUGAUUUCACUGACAACCAACCACUUAUCAAAGGUCUCUGUGUUGCUGCAUCUGGAGCUUCAGCUGAACAACUACUAGUUGUAACGACCAAGUUGCCAAACUGCUGAAGAGUCAACUUUGAAAAGGCUAGCUUUGUUUAAUCUUUGCAAGGCACCGUUCAGGCUGCAAAGUUGUUGUUUUUUUAAUAUGAUAAAAUUUUAAGAGAAUAUGUCAGUUUCAAAAUGGUCUAAAAUAAAAGCACUUUAUUUCCAUGAGGAUUACA